This is a messenger RNA of Endocarpon pusillum Z07020, 1194 nucleotides long. RefSeq lists its product as uncharacterized. Gene Ontology annotation, molecular function: pyridoxal phosphate binding; L-kynurenine:2-oxoglutarate transaminase activity. Gene Ontology annotation, biological process: biosynthetic process. The record is from RefSeq and is a predicted model, not a curated record. The coding region runs from base 1 to 1194 and encodes 397 amino acids. Gene Ontology annotation, cellular component: mitochondrion; cytoplasm. NCBI's taxonomy places the organism in Eukaryota, Fungi, Ascomycota, Eurotiomycetes, Verrucariales, Verrucariaceae. The transcript is spliced from 5 exons.
AUGGCUUCCUCUCCUCGAAUGGAGGAAAAAUUCGCUCCAGCAAAACGCGUCGCCGGGCAGAAGCAAGACGUCUGGUCGAUCGUGAAUGAAGCUGCUGCUGCAUCGCCAGUCCAACCGAUUGGCUACAAUCCUCCUCAGUUCGUUUUAGAUGCUGCAAAGUCUGCGCUGGACCGUGUCGAAUGCAACCAGUACUCGCCAACGAAGGGACGCCCACGAUUGAAGAAGGCGAUCGCGGAUGCCUAUUCCCCUUUCUUUGGGAGAAAGCUUGAUCCCGAGAGCGAAGUCACGAUCACCACUGGCGCCAACGAAGGCAUGCUCAGUGCGUUCAUGGGCUUCAUCGAGCCAGGCGAUGAAGUCAUCAUCUUCGAACCCUUCUUCGACCAAUAUCUCUCCAACAUCGAAAUGGCCGGCGGCACCAUAAAAUACGUCCCUCUCCACCCCCCAGAAGACGGCGGGACACGCACCUCCUCCGCCGCCAACUGGAGCAUCGACUUCACCGAACUCGAAGCCGCCAUCACGCCCAAAACCAAAAUGAUGGUGCUCAACUCCCCCCACAAUCCGGUCGGCAAAGUCUUCUCCAAAUCCGAACUCACCCGCAUCGGCGACCUUUGCCUAAAACACGACAUCCUGAUCCUCUCCGACGAAGUCUACGACCGGCUCUACUACGUCCCCUUCACCCGCAUCGGCACCCUCUCGCCCGAACUCGCCCAGAUAACCCUCACCGUCGGCAGCGCCGGCAAGAACUUCUACUGCACCGGCUGGCGCGUCGGCUACCCGCUCCAGGAAGCCGCCGCCGUCGGCUUCGAACAGGCCGACGCCCACCGCUUCUGGGACUCGUCCGUGCGCGAGAUGGAAGGCAAGGUCGCGCGUUUCUGCCACGUCUUCGACGAGCUCCGCCUCCCCUACUCCCAGCCCGAGGGCGGCUAUUUCGUGCUCGCCAACCUGGCCAAGGUCAAACUACCCGACGGCUACGAUUUCCCCGAGCAUGUCAGGCAUCGGCCGCGCGAUUUUCGCAUGGCCUGGUUCUUGAUCAUGGAGUUGGGCGUUGCGGCGAUUCCGCCGAGCGAGUUCUAUACCCAGGCGAGGGAGAAGGUGGCGGAGGAUUGGAUGCGGUUUGCGGUUUGUAAGGAGGAUGCGGUGUUGGAGACGGCGAAGGAGAGGUUGAGGGGGUUGAGGAGGUAUAUUGAAGAGUGA